CAUCUUGAAGCAAAAAAAAAAAAGAAAAUACAUUCUUGAAAUUUUGCAAAAAUGACGAAAGAGGUGGAAGUAAUGAAGAACUUGGAUGUAGAAAGAUACAUGGGGAGGUGGUAUGAAAUUGCCUCAUUUCCAUCAAGAUUUCAGCCCAAAGAUGGAGUGGACACAAGGGCUACUUACUCUUUGAAUCCAGAUGGGACAAUACAUGUGUUAAAUGAGACAUGGAGUGGUGGAAAAAGAGGUUAUAUUGAAGGCACUGCUUAUAAAGCCGAUCCAAAUAGUGAUGAAGCUAAACUCAAAGUGAAGUUUUAUGUUCCACCAUUUUUGCCAAUUAUUCCAGUUACUGGAGAUUAUUGGGUUCUAUAUAUUGAUCCAGAUUAUCAAUAUGCUUUGAUUGGUCAGCCUAGUAGGAAUUAUCUUUGGAUAUUAUGUAGGCAACCACGUCUUGAUGAUGAUACAUACAACCAACUUCUCGAAAAGGCUAAAGAAGAAGGGUAUGAUGUGAGCAAACUCCACAAGACACCUCAUUCUGAGUCUCCACCAGAGGGUGAUAAUGCACCAACAGACUCAAAACGAAUUUGGUGGCUCAAAUCAAUCUUUGGAAGAUAAUCGUAUAUAUUAGUAAAUAUGUUUUUAAAAAAAAAAAAAAAAA
Capsicum annuum is the source of this 649-nucleotide messenger RNA. RefSeq names its product temperature-induced lipocalin-1-like. The transcript is spliced from 2 exons. NCBI's taxonomy places the organism in Eukaryota, Viridiplantae, Streptophyta, Magnoliopsida, Solanales, Solanaceae. The coding region runs from base 52 to 606 and encodes 184 amino acids. The record is from RefSeq and is a predicted model, not a curated record.